AAACCCUAAUUCUCUACUGAGUGUUCUUCCGAUUAAACCAAGAUUUCUCAUUUUUGCUUCCGAUUAAACCAAGAUUUUUCAGCCAACGACGGAUGCCAUCAAUCCAUUGAUGACUGGAGAUGGAUGCAGCUUAUUAGUGUCCAAGGAAACACGUCUCGCAUUGUGUGAUAUGACUAAUGUUUCAAGUAAGAGAGGUCUUUCAGCGAUUUUGGGUGAUUUGCUUCUUAAAUCUGGAGAUGAUUCUGGUAAGAGCCUUGUUGCUCGUGAAGGCUCUGGGGUUAAGUUUUCCAAGAGGUUGUGUUUAGUUGUUGACGACUUGGUCAAGGAGAGUACUAGGACUAGUGAUACAAAUGAAGCUUCUUCUUCUGAUGAUAAAAUUAGUAGUUUUGAUUGUGAUUUUGAGAAUUUCGAUGUUAAAGAAUCUCAGGGUGAAACCAAUGCGGUAGAUAUUGGUGUUGAACCUAGUAAAGGUGAUGGUGAUACUGUGAAGGAGACGUGUGAGAAAGACUCGGAUAUGAAUGUCUGUGCUAGUCAAACCGAUGCUGUUACUAGUGAAGACUUAGCUAUGACUCUGUUUAGUUGCAACAAUAGUGAAAGUGCGGGUUUGUUGGUGCCUAAUUCUCAGACUAUCAAAUCGUUUAAUAUUAAUAGAUGUUCGAAUGUUGACGGUAAAGGAAUUGUUAAUCACGAUAUGGAAGCUGACCAAGAGCUUAAAUCUUGCUCUUGUUCUUUUUGCCUGAAAGCUGCAUAUAUCUGGUCAGAUCUUCACUACCAGGAUAUCAAAGGUCGAUUAUCUGUGUUGAAGAAGAGCCAGAAAGAAGCUAGUGGUUUGAUCAAAAGGAAUGAUAGAGCAAAGCCAAUGGAUAUUUAUGGAUCUGAAAACUCCAAUAACUCCACAAAUACAGAAAAUCCCAUGGAUCAAUGGACAUCUCUAUUUCUUAACAUGGAAGGUAUCUUGGCUCGUGAAAGCAACCACCUCCACAGUAGCUUUGUAGCCAUGAAAGAGUUGAGAGAAAAUUGCAAGAUUGAUCUGGAGAGAGCGUCGAAAACACCUCAACACAACAACACUUAGGGACUGAUUGUUGGUUUGAAUGUUGUAAGAGUUUGUAACCUUCUUCCUCAUAUUUAAAGCAAAUCAUGUAUGUAUUUUAACAUCUAUUGUCAUCAUUUGAUGUUGCAUCUAUGUUUAGUGUUAGACUUUGUUCUUCUAGCAAAUUGUUUCAGAUCCUUGAGACUAGUUAUUAUAUUGAUCUCUGUAUUCGCAUUUCUCCAUUUGAUUUCUUUAUCUUUUUGUUACUGCUAAUGUCGCUUGUAAACAAUUUUUGGGCUAAGAAAGACGAUUUAGUAUU
Arabidopsis arenosa is the source of this 1349-nucleotide messenger RNA. The record is from the annotation of a GenBank genome assembly. Lineage: Eukaryota; Viridiplantae; Streptophyta; Magnoliopsida; Brassicales; Brassicaceae.